AUGAAAUCUCGAAGGAAAACAGGCCAAGAAAAGGAUAGCAGCACCUACCCUCCAAAGAAAAUCUUGAGAAGAGGUACUAGAAGAGGUGCUAUUUCUUCCUCUGAUCCUUCGGAUGAUGGAAGUCAUCAGCCAAGAAGAAAUCAGCUAACUCAGAAAGAUAUCAAAGCAUUUUUCAACAAACAACGCAAGAAAAAAAUUGUUCAAACGCCUAUUUUCCAAAAAAUAAAAAAUAUUCCUGCAUUUUCCGACUAUUAUUCAGCUAGUGAGACACAUUCUUCAUCAGAUAAUCCUGCCACAUCAUCAAGUUAUUACUACGAAGAAGAUUCUUAUAGUGAUAUCCCAACACGUACUCAAGAAUCAAUAGAAACAAUGAGUGAUAGAGAUAAUAGUGAUGAUGAAGCUCAAAAACAGCAAGAAAUUCAACUAAUUCAAAAUUCACAAAUUCUUCCACAAAAUAAGCUUGUUCAACCUGUCUCUGAUGAUCAAUUACUGAAAAUAACCAAAAAUCUUAGUGAUUUUGAGUCAGACUUGAAUUCAAAUCAAUUAAGCGAAGAAUCUAAUUUAAUUCCUAGCGAAAUACUUGAUUCUUCUGUUAAUGAGACAAAACAUGUGAAUAAUGAUCAAAACAUUCAAGAAAAAAUAAAUAAUAUUGAGAAUAUUUCUGAUCAAACAAAAGAAUCAAAAGAAAUUAAUGAAUAUGUAUCAGAUUCUUCAUAUUCUUCUGAUUCAGAUGAAAAAGAAGAUAACAAAAAAGUUGGUAUCAAACCAAUGGAAAUAAAACAGCCUGUAGAUCCAAAAAUCAUUCAGAAUCCAUUUGAAGAGUAUCAAGAAGUUAUUUUAUCUGCACAAAUUUCGAAUGAAUUUGAAAAAAAUAUUCCAUCUCCAGAAAAUGAGAAAAAACAAUCAGAAUAUGAAUACUAUUAUACUUAUUCAUCAGAUGUUGUAGAAAUAACUCCAAACAUUGAAGAAAAACAA
This is a messenger RNA of Trichomonas vaginalis G3, 975 nucleotides long. RefSeq lists its product as uncharacterized. The record is from RefSeq and is a predicted model, not a curated record. NCBI's taxonomy places the organism in Eukaryota, Parabasalia, Trichomonadida, Trichomonadidae. The transcript has a single exon. The annotation marks the transcript as partial.